AUGACUGCUUUGGCCAGCCAGAAACAGUCUACACAGCAGGUUGUCAAGUCGAAAAAGGAGUCCGCCGAGAAUCCCAAACCACCUCCUGUCCCCGAAUCUAAGCCUCACAAUCAGUCGCAGGUAAAGAAGAUGUCUCGACGCUCGAGCAAGCCUAUCAUCACCUGGUUCCAGCGCAAAUGGUCGGGCACCGUUCGUGCCAGGAGAGCUUCCGAGACGGACAGCAUACGAGCGCAGAGACUAGGCGCCCGCUCCCCAAAUGCGAAGGAGAAGCAGCGCAGAUCCUCUGUGCCUUUACCCCCAAUACUGACUGCUCCGAGGUUGAAGAGUAAAGGGGCUGGGAGUUCUAAGCGGAAUACCAUCUCGUUGAAUACUUUCGACGACCAAGCCAGCAACACUGACGGUCAUGCUGCCGAUUCAGACGAUGGACAGCGCUCUUCUCUCGCUCGAGACUCUACAUGGUCUCCGAUCAGCAACUACGAGGCAGACGAAGACGCCUCAGUGCGUCCCCUUCCACCCAGCUCGCCACCUUCACCCUCGCCGUCGCAGUCCACUUCCUCCUACCUCUCCGAUCCUCGUACAUUCCGGAGCAUGACCGCGAGCACCAAACCUACGACUGUCCUCAGCCUUGAUCUCACAGGUGGCAUGGCGCAUAUAGCGCAGGCGCCGCCAACGCCCACCAUACCGGGUCACCGGCUGCCGCUGCACAUCCGCACACACUCCACAGGACCCGGUUCAGGCGGUUCCAUUACAUUUUCUGCGAUACCGCCGUCGUCGCCCACGACGCCGUCGCGUCCAUCCUCGGGCGGUUCAGUGCCGCGUGGUGCACAUUUGUCUUUGCAGGCUCCACAGCAUACCACGCAUCAUCCGCGAAACAAUCCACGCCCAUCGUCUCCUCCGCAAGAUGACGCGUCAGUGUUGACCCUCGCGUCGUCCGCGUUUGCAAUGCCGAGUGCGCGGUAUGCCGCAGCGUUGGCGUUGUCGGGGCGCGCGUCGCUUGCAGACGACUCGAUCUCGCAUUUCAGCCACGCUGCGGGGCAUGGAGAUUCGACGAGUCACUUCCUUCUCGGAGAGAUGGAUGAUGAGCGCGAACGUUACCAGGACCCGGACCAGGACGUCGAUGCCAGUGUGCGUGCGCUAAGGCCGCGUAGCUCUAGGAGAGGCAGUUGGGAGAGCGAGGCGAGCGGAUGGAGUGCCAGUGCCAGUCUAGCUUUGACCGGUACCGCAGGAGGUCAGAGCCAGGGAGGCACGAGAAGCUUGUGGACGGCCGGGAGUUACAGGACCGGAGGAGUUAGUGUAUACAAUGAGGAUAGAGAGGACGAGGAGCCGAGUGAAGAUAACCACACGCACGAAAACGGGAAGUAUUCCUCGGAGGAUACGUCUACUUCGCUGUCGCCGUCUGUCGCUGCCGAAAAUACUUCGUCGACGGCCACAUCCUCGUCGAAAGCAGAAGAUCUUCGGACACCGCCCGUCACUGUACCGGAAUCGGAUGCAGAGGCUGAUAGCCCUAUGGCGCCUUCGUUUGAAUCCCAAGUUGAUGGGUCGUUGACUUCCCACCGGAGUGUGAUGGAGACUCCAAAGCUCGCUUCGGUACCUCUCGAAGGAUCGGUCGUGGAGUCCAGUCUUUUGACGACUCCGGCAGGUGAAACUGGAGACACAACUACAACAGCUGAACGGAAGUAA
Messenger RNA from Sparassis crispa, 1680 nucleotides. RefSeq lists its product as hypothetical. The transcript has a single exon. The record is from RefSeq and is a predicted model, not a curated record. Bases 1 to 1680 code for a protein of 559 amino acids. NCBI's taxonomy places the organism in Eukaryota, Fungi, Basidiomycota, Agaricomycetes, Polyporales, Sparassidaceae.